Messenger RNA from Periconia digitata, 618 nucleotides. NCBI's taxonomy places the organism in Eukaryota, Fungi, Ascomycota, Dothideomycetes, Pleosporales, Periconiaceae. The record is from the annotation of a GenBank genome assembly.
UUCAUUCCGGGAAACAUCGACACCAUUACGAUAAAAAUGUAUACUUCAUUUUUCACCACCUUCGCGCUUCUCAGCGCCACAUCGGUCAUGGCUAUCCCCCAUGCUCUUUCCAACAGACAAGCCCGAGCAUGCUUUUUGAUCGGAAAUACCGCGCUGCCUCAAGAGGUAGUCGAUGCCGCCGCUUCCCUUCAGUCAACUGUCACCUGUAAUGCGGCAGUUACACCCCUAAGCGGUGUUCCAGAUGUGACCAGCGGCUCCACUUCUUUCAGUUCCAUCGACUUCAGCAAGUCCAGUAAAUCGCCUCUGCAGUUCGCUCUCGAAACAUUCGCGACCAAAACUCCUUUGGCGGAUACAGAUUUGGCCACCUUCCAGGACAGUGUUAAUGUAUACACUGCAACCGAGGCGGGUAUCCGCAGUGUGGGCGGCAACCUUGCGAUCAAGGUGCCAAAAUUCUUCCUGGCAAUGCAGAUCUCCAGAAUACAGACGGCCCAGGGUAACCCGCCCACAGCAGCUGGCUUGCAGGUAGACCAUUUGAGGGACAAGGUCACGAAGAACGCUGCCGGGGAGAGAAAGGCCCUUAUAGAUCAGGUUGUCGCCUUGGCAGCCGUUACAGCCUGA